AUAUCUGAUCAAUUGUUGCCACAGUUCACAUCUGCCGGAGAAUAUCUCAGCAUCUCUGUGUUAAACUGUACCAUGAGAACCUGAACCUGAGUCCAGACAUAAAACCUUCCGAUUUACACCCUGAUCUCCAUUCAAAAUAAGGAGCAUAAGAAGAAUGGCGCCUGGAGCUUUCUCCAUCCUAGCUCCGUUCCUGCGGCGUAAAGUAAAGAAGUAUGAAAGGUUGGAUCAGGAGGACCCAGAGAAGAAGAAGCAGGACGCAACCAUGGAGGAACUCACAAGAAUAAACAUGAAAAUUGAUAAAUUAGUAACGUCAAUGACUAAAGAAGAUUUUGAAGCUCCAAGUUCUCCGGAAGAAGAGUGUGUGGGAUGUAGAUCAAGUAAAGCUGUGAUGUUGGUUAGUCCUUGCUCUCAUCAGAUCCUUUGUCGUCUUUGCUUUGUAAAAAAUAUCCAACAGGCAGUUGCAACCCGAAACCUUCCCCUGUGCUGUGUUCUCUGUGGCUGUAAGGUUCUCCGCGUUAAGAAUAAUUACAGAUCAACUCGAACCCUUCCCAAGUCUGUCUCCGGGUAUGAAGUGGGACGUCUACGACACUCUGACUCAAACUACUCCGUUACAUCCGGCCUUUCCGUCUCAAGCUGUGGAUCCACCAGAUCUGUCCAGUCUAAUAUCUCCGCCAGGUCCGGAGUAUCCGCCUCCUCCUGGUUCUCCAUAGACUCCCUCUCCAGCUUCCAGUGCGCAUCCUUCGACAGAAACCUUCCUAAUCCCAGGGCGCAUUCCUUGACAACCCGGAGAUCCCGACGCGGUUCAAACCAAGGUCCGGCGGAGCCAAGUCCAGGUAGACCUGGAGCUGUAAUACCAAACUCUCAAUCAACUCCAGCCCUGUCAACCAUUGAACCAAUCAAACAUGUGGAGACUGAACCUUUGCCGAAUAGUAUGCCAAAAUCCAGUUCUUCAGUUCCAGAAAACCUGUCAGAUUAUUUAACCUCAACUAAACCCUACCCUCGGCUCUACCGGAGAUCUCAGGGAAAAGAAAACCAGAACUUGAGAUUGAAGUUGAUUUCUCCGGAUCAAGCAGAAACUAGUUUCACCAUGUCUACCAUAGAGGAGGAGAUAGAAGGAGUAAACCUGAGCUAUACUAGUCAGGAGCUUAUAUCCGGAUAGACUUUAAUCUUGUUGUAACAAUAUCUCAAGAUUUAGUGACCAUAUUUUGUAAAUAGAAAACUAAAAUCUAAGGAAAGUCAAAUUAUAUUUUAGGAAGUUAGGACGAUAGUUGGAAUACAAUCUCGGAGUAUCUGGAUCAGUAGACUUUAGUUUAUGCUUAUAGUUACUAGUUGAUGAUCGAUGAUAGUUACAAGUUAGGGAUAAUCGAUUAAUGUUUUUUAGAAAUCAGCCAACCGACCACCGGGUUUUUUUUCAUUAAGACCUAAAAACAAUAAUGCGAUUUACAGUUUUUUCAAUAUAGUUCAUAUACGGUUGCAGUUCGACGAUUUAAUGUCAAGGAAAUCACUAUACAGGCCCUCAUAAAAAUAUUGAAAAAAAUUAUAAGUUACACCUAAUUUUCUUGCACAUUUUAUGCUGAAUUCAAAUUUGAAAACGAAUUAAAAAAUUAGUGAGCAUGAAAAUUCACCAAAAAAGUGUUAAAGCAAUUUUCGCCCUAGUUUUCGGUCUCAGCUUAUUCAAUUUUUAAUAUUUUUUAAUGGUUUUCAAAUUGGAAUUCAGCAAAACAUUUUUAUUAAGAUUUGAAUUUUACAUAUUUUGAUUUCUCCAAUGAUCUAUUAUCUCUAGAUAGCAGGACAAUAAUCUCAGGGUAGGACAACUCUUCAA
This is a messenger RNA of Eurytemora carolleeae, 1822 nucleotides long. RefSeq lists its product as uncharacterized. Bases 155 to 1159 code for a protein of 334 amino acids. The record is from RefSeq and is a predicted model, not a curated record. Lineage: Eukaryota; Metazoa; Arthropoda; Copepoda; Calanoida; Temoridae. The transcript has 7 exons.